AUGGCCAUAUUGACGUGUAUGAUUCUCACCAGCAAUAUAGAAACUCCAGCAUUCUUGCCUCCAUAUUUACUUGACAGAUUGCUAACACGCGUGAAAAAACUGAACUCAUUGGUUUUAUACCAUACAAUUACCUGGUGUCUGUUUGCUACAGUCAUUCAAAUGACAAUACCAUACCUUGUUUUAAUUACAUUCGCUCUUGUUUCCUUGCAGGGAACAUGCAGUUAUGUUGUUUACGGACUAACGGAUACAGAACUAUUUAAAGCUUGCUAUCGAAAUCGCAGAAAUCAGCAAAAACAAGAAAAUACAAAAGAGGGAGACGAAACGUUAUCGAUAAAUCCACCCAUCAAAAGUAAACUAUCAAAGUAUAAUCAGUCUGGUCGUGAUGAUAGUCAGCAGGAAUAUAGUCGGCCAGAUGAUAAUGAGGUUUUUCAAAGAAAUAAGACGACGUACAAGAAUUUUGAGUAA
Molecule: messenger RNA, 465 nt
Organism: Heterobilharzia americana
Lineage: Eukaryota; Metazoa; Platyhelminthes; Trematoda; Strigeidida; Schistosomatidae
Source: the annotation of a GenBank genome assembly